CGAGACCCUCCACCCGCCUCCCAGGCUCUCCACCUGCGCGCUUCCCCAGCUCGCGCCCUCCCCCUCUCUGCGCCGGCGCGGUGCCCGCCAGGGCGCGCAGGGGAGCCCGCGAGGCGCAUGCGCGGUGCGGGGCCCGCCGCCGCUCUGGUGUCGUCGCCGCCGCCGUCGCUGCCGUUGCCGCCUCCCUGCCGGCAAGUGUGGGAAGGAGGAGCUGAGGGCCGCCGCCGCCGUUGCCGCCAUGGGGAGGAAGUCAAGCAAAGCAAAGGAGAAGAAGCAGAAGCGGUUGGAGGAACGAGCAGCUAUGGAUGCCGUCUGUGCCAAAGUGGACGCCGCCAACAGGCUUGGAGACCCUUUAGAGGCUUUCCCAGUGUUCAAGAAAUAUGAUCGAAAUGGGUUAAACGUCUCCAUUGAGUGUAAGCGAGUGUCCGGACUGGAACCAGCCACCGUGGCCUGGGCCUUCGACCUGACCAAAACCAACAUGCAGACCAUGUACGAGCAAAGCGAGUGGGGCUGGAAGGACCGAGAGAAACGGGAGGAAAUGACAGACGACCGAGCCUGGUACCUCAUUGCUUGGGAAAGCAGUUCCGUCCCUGUUGCCUUUUCUCACUUCCGGUUUGACGUGGAAUGCGGCGAUGAAGUCCUGUACUGCUAUGAAGUGCAGUUGGAAAGCAAGGUGCGGCGGAAAGGCCUGGGGAAGUUCCUCAUACAGAUCCUGCAGCUCAUGGCCAAUAGCACACAGAUGAAGAAAGUUAUGUUAACUGUAUUUAAACACAAUCAUGGCGCCUACCAGUUCUUCCGAGAAGCACUGCAAUUUGAAAUCGAUGACUCUUCCCCCAGCAUGUCUGGGUGCUGUGGAGAGGACUGCUCCUAUGAGAUCCUGAGCCGGAGGACCAAGUUUGGGGACAGCCAGCACUCCCACGCGGGCGGGCACUGUGGUGGCUGCUGCCACUGAGCUCCCAAGCUAGAAUGCUCUCUCCAAGGCCUGUCUUCUCCCCGGGCUCACGCUGCCGGCCAAGUGCCCUCAGAGCUGUGGCCUCCUCAGCCCUGCGCAUGCCAGGCUGCAGCCUGAGAGCACAGAACCCUGGGGAGGAGUGGUCCAAGCUGCCCCUCCUCCUCUCUCCUGGAAGAGCAGAGUGCCCAGAAGGAGCAGAGAGGAGAGGGUGCUGAGGGAGGAGCUGGCGGAGGCCGGGCACGAAGCGUAUCUUCUCAUGGUGGCUGCCUUCUCGCCUGGCCCUUGUGCCCUUGAGCAUGAGGUUCCCCACCUUCUCUACAGAUGGAUUCCUGACAAGCCCCCUCCCUCCCCCCUGCCACACACACACUUGGACAGAUGAGGUGUUUAUACCCACCUUUAUAAAAGUCCUGGAGCCCCGGGUCAGGGUCUGGCUGGUCCUCAAUGAAGAAUGGAUUCCGUAUGAGAUCGGGACGUAGAGAUAGGCUUCAGAGAGACUCACGUUUCAUAGAUGAAUGCUCUGGUGGAGACCGUGGGAAGGCCUUUUGUGCCACGACGCUGGGAAGCAAGGGGCUCUUUCUAGCUGUGCUUUUAUGGGCUCACGGCGGCCGGGGAGGCAUUCCAGGGGACCGGCCCGUCGGAAGGAAGGCCCCAUCCCUCUCUCUGAGGACCAGGAACAAGGUGUGGAUGGGGGCGGGGUGGGGGGGCCAGAAGACAGUUGCGUCUCUGGGCUUUUGGACUUAGUGACUCGAGCUCUUCGUUCACAGAAACAAGCCGGAGGUCCUGCCGGUGCCUCUCCAUCGCCCUUCACCACUUGUUCUCCCUCAGCUCACCCCCUCACCCCCUCACCCCUUCACCCUGUUCUUACUCUUCACAGGGGAGAAUAACGUUAGGGAGCCCCUCCCCUUCCCCCAGAAGGAUCCCUCGUUCCUGGCGUGUUCAGUACUGUCUCCUCUCAGAUCUUGGUGCUGAUUGCUCUCUGAAGGUGGGGCCCCCCUCCCGCUUCAGAGAGCCCCCAGCCAGCAGCAGGCCCCUCUGCCUGCGCUCCCCAGCCUUGCCCCUUGCUGCCUCAGUGAGGCCCUGGCGCCACUGCCCUGGCUGGCGGCUUCGGCUGCAGCAGGAAUGCCUCUCGGUGGCCCAAACCGCUGCUCCUCUCUCUGUCCAGUGUCCGCCUUUGGCAGCGGGCUGGAGCAGGGGGAGAAGGCCUUCCUCCUCUCCCGCGGGAUAGAAAGGCUGUGGUUCGGAGCUUCUACUUGCCCUGAUCUCCGGGCCUUGUUCCCCUCCCAGGGAAGGUAAUGACCAAAUUCUUAUCCAGGAAAAAGCCCCGCCGCCUCCCCUUGGACAUCCUUGAGCUCUGCUUUAGGGAGUGUCUUAAAGGUUCUAGCCUUUGUGAAGUUGCUCUUCGGAGGUCUGUUCUGACCUCAGCGUCUGCCCCUACCCCACCCUCUGCCCUGACUCAGGUGGUCUAUGCUGGCGGGUCUCCCUGGAGCUGUUCUUGCCUCUCCCCUAGUUUCCUGCUUGUGCAGGGGCCUGUCGCACGGCCUCCUUCACCCACCCGGCCCUCCUGAGUGCUCCGUGUUGCUCUUGACCCCGCCAGCAGCCGACGUGGCACUCCGUUGGAGAGGGCCUUGCAGCUUUACACUGGAACAAGCCCCCCUCUGCCCCCGCCUUCUGGCUUGGGGAGGGGGGGUGGAUUUUACAUGGGCGGGGGUGGGGGGGAGAAAUUUGAAUUGAAUUGCUGGGAGGGCAUUGGUGGGCUCCCUCCAAGAAUCAUGGAAUGACAGAAGCAUGUUUAGGAAUUUUUUUCCUCUGAUCCUUAUCUCUCGACACAGAAUGGAUAGAUAUUUAUUGUCUUAGAUCAUGGAUUUCUGAUACCUCCCAUUCAAGGGGAUCAAAAGGAACCCCACUGUAAAUCCUUCAUGAGGUGAGUUCAGUGUAUGUCGUCUCUUUCCAUUCAUCGGACACCUGUCACUGAGCCCACUGGCAGAUGGGGUGCCUGGUGCCGCACCCUGGUCCUCCUGCCUCUGCCGGUCACUUCCUGCGGGGCUGCUGGGGGUGGGGGCGGGGGUCAGGGCUGGGGCGGGAGAGGCACUGCUUGAGGCCAGUAGGCCACUCUCUGUUGUUGGUGUUGAGCCCAUUCAGUUCUCACUUCCCCGGGUCUUGGUUUUGAGAAACAGGGCAGGCCUUUUGUUCCCGGCUUUUUUGUGUGUUUGUUUGGGGCAUGUUAAAAUAUUUUUUAAGACUUUUUUUUUUUUUUUUUUUUAGUUGUAUCCACCCUAUUUCAGAUUCUUUUUGUUGAUGUCAAAAAUGUGUCUAUGACAUGCCUAUGGUUCUUUUUAACCCUUUCUGGUUUUGUUUUUUAGAGGAAACUGAAGAUAAACUCCUUCUUGAUAUAUAUUUUUUUCUUUAGCAACUUGUUAUCACUGGAAUCAAAGGGAAAAGUGAUCUCUUUUUGCAUUGGUUGUAUUUGUAUGUCACAAAUAAAAGACACUUUGUUCA
This is a messenger RNA of Panthera uncia (snow leopard), 3448 nucleotides long. RefSeq names its product N-alpha-acetyltransferase 40, NatD catalytic subunit (gene NAA40). Lineage: Eukaryota; Metazoa; Chordata; Mammalia; Carnivora; Felidae. The transcript has 8 exons. The record is from RefSeq and is a predicted model, not a curated record. Gene Ontology annotation, molecular function: histone H2A acetyltransferase activity; histone H4 acetyltransferase activity; protein N-terminal-serine acetyltransferase activity. The coding region runs from base 239 to 952 and encodes 237 amino acids. Gene Ontology annotation, cellular component: nucleus.